Messenger RNA from Mytilinidion resinicola, 309 nucleotides. RefSeq lists its product as uncharacterized. The transcript is spliced from 2 exons. The coding region runs from base 120 to 275 and encodes 51 amino acids. The record is from RefSeq and is a predicted model, not a curated record. NCBI's taxonomy places the organism in Eukaryota, Fungi, Ascomycota, Dothideomycetes, Mytilinidiales, Mytilinidiaceae.
CGGAUGGAAUUCAAUUCUUCGACGGAGUUCAAGGGUCACGUGAACUUAUCGAUACCUGUCUUGCCUCUCCUUCACUUCCUUUUCCUUUCACUGGAAAAGGCACCUCUAAUUUUUAAAUCAUGUAUAUGGCUACGGAGGAGGCUCUUUGCUGCUAUUCCUCCCGUUUUCACUUAGUCCUUUGUAUUAGAGUUUCCGCAAUUGGAUUCAUUGAUUUUGGACGUUUCGUGCCUGCUUUACUUCUUUUACUCCAGAUCUGGAUCAAGAGACAUUCUUAGAUGUCGCAACUCGGAGGACACCCUGGACUGCAGA